Messenger RNA from Nannizzia gypsea CBS 118893, 552 nucleotides. RefSeq lists its product as hypothetical. The record is from RefSeq and is a predicted model, not a curated record. Lineage: Eukaryota; Fungi; Ascomycota; Eurotiomycetes; Onygenales; Arthrodermataceae. Bases 1 to 552 code for a protein of 183 amino acids. The transcript is spliced from 2 exons.
AUGCAUAUGAACGUUGGAACCGUCGCGGUAGCAUUACUGGUUGCUUCCGCAGUCGCCGUCCCUGUUAACCAGAUGUCCGUGGACAAGCUACCUCCAAAGACAGAAGUUGAAAAAACCACAUACUGGGAGCUUUUGGGAAAGAGGAUAAUUUCGGAAUUGGACCUUAUGGCUCCCCGGGGGGUACCCGCUAUGGCUAGUCAUGAUAAAGAUGAUGACGAUUACGAUGAUGAUGAUGACGACCAUGACCACGAUGAUCAUGACCAUGAUCAUUGGAAAGGAAUGAAAGCCAGAAGCCACAAAGACCAUCACGAUCACGAUGACCACGACCACGACCAUGACCACGAUGAUGACCACGAUGAUGACCACGAUGAUGACCACGACCAUGAUGACCACGACCAUGAUGACCACGACCAUGACGACCAUGACCAUGAUCAUUGGAAAGGAAUGAAAGUCAGAAGCCACAAAGACCAUGGCGAUCACGAUGACCAUGACCAUGACCACGACCACGACCACGACCACGAUGAUGGUGACCACCACCACCACGGAAAAUGA